UUUACCUUUAUUAUUCCUUAGCAAAACCUCCUGACUCAUAAACAGAUUCUUUCACCAUGGAUUCUGCUCGUAGCUUACUCAACAACGUUAAACGUGUCGUCAUUAAGAUGGGGACAGCAAUCGUGACACGGGACGAUGGACGACUGGCCAUCGGCCGAGUAGGUGCUAUCUUUGAGCAGAUUGAAGAGCUCAGUUCUCAAGGAUUUGAGAUCAUCUUAGUGUCCUCAGGUGCUGUCGGAGCUGGCCGCCAAAGGCUUCGAUAUAGAAGAUUGGUCCAUAGCAGUUUUGCGGAUCUCCAAAAACCACAGCUUGAGAUAGACGGGAAGGCAUGUGCGGCUGUUGGGCAGAACGGGCUUAUGGCGGUUUAUGACAAUUUAUUCAGCCAGCUGGACAUGACCUCUUCUCAGCUUCUGGUGACCGAUAUUGACUUCAAGGAUCCAGAUUUCAGAGAACAGCUUUCUGAAACAGUUGACACUUUACUAGCGUUGAAAAGCAUUCCCAUUUUCAAUGAAAACGACGCUAUAAGUACUAGGAGAGCUCCUUACACUGAUUCUUCUGGUAUAUUCUGGGACAACGACAGUUUGGCUGCCUUACUGGCCCUGGAAUUGAAAGCCGACCUACUUCUUCUACUGACGGAUGUGGAUGGCCUUUACAGCGGUCCACCUAAUGAUCCGAAUUCUAAGCUGAUCCAUACUUACGUUAAGCAAAAGCACGAAGGGGAAAUCACGUUUGGGGAUAAAUCCAGAGUGGGAAGAGGAGGCAUGCAUGCGAAAGUCAAAGCUGCCAUCAAUACUGCUCUUUCGGGUACCCCUGUUAUUAUUGCCAGUGGCUUUGUGCCGCAGAAUAUCACAAAGGCAAUAAACGGGGAAUGUGUUGGCACUCUCUUUCAUGAAGAAGCGCAUUUGUGGGUUCCUGACGUUAAUGAUGUUAAUGGUCGAGAGAUGGCUGUUGCAGCUCAUGAGUGUUCUAGAAAGCUUCGGGGAUUAUCUUCAGAAGAGAGAAGGAAACUUCUGUUAGAUAUAGCUGAUGCCUUGGAGGCAAAUGAAAGCUUAAUCAAUGCGGAGAAUCAAGUAGAUGUUUACACUGCUGAGACACGCUGUUAUGACAAGUCGCUGACAUCGUGUUUGAUCCUGAAACCUGGGAAGGUAUCUGCCCUAGCAAAAUCUAUACGAGUGAUUGCUGACAUGGAAGAACCAAUAGGCUGCAUAUUGCGGAAGAUGGAGCUUGCAGAUGGACUCAUCUUGGAGAAGAAAACACAUCCUUUGGGAGUUCUACUAGUCAUCUUUGAGUCUCGACCAGAUGUGUUAGUACAGAUUGCUUCACUGGCAAUCAAGAGUGGAAAUGGACUACUGUUGAAAGGUGGGAAAGAAGCUAACCAUACAAAUGCAAUCUUACACAAGGUUAUAACAGAGGCAAUCCCGGAUUCUGUGGGGAAAAUGCUCAUUGGCCUCGUGACUUCAAGAGAUGAAGUUUCUGACCUGCUUAAGCUUGAUGAUGUGAUUGAUCUUGUGAUCCCUAAAGGAAGCAACAAACUAGUUUCUCACAUAAAAGAGUCCACAAAAAUCCCAGUUCUGGGUCAUUCUGAUGGAAUAUGCCAUGUUUAUGUCGACAAGUCAGCAAAGAUGGAUAUGGCUGAGAAGAUCAUCUUGGAUGCAAAGUUGGAUUACCCGGCAGCUUGUAAUGCUAUGGAAACACUGCUAGUUCACGCUGACUUGGCUGCCAACGGUGAGCUACAGAAGCUUGUUGAAGAGCUCCAAUUGGAAGGUGUUCAUCUGUAUGGUGGACCAAAAGCAACUGGUUUACUGAAUAUCGAUGAAGCAGAGACACUACAUCAUGAGUAUAGUUCAAGGGCUUGCACCAUUGAAAUAGUAGAUGAUGUGCAUGCUGCUAUCGAUCAUAUCCAUCAGCAUGGAAGCAACCAUAGUGACUGCAUCAUAGCUGAGGACAAGGAAGUUGCUGAAUAUUUCCUGAGUCAAGUAGACAGUGCAGCAGUUUUCCAUAAUGCAAGUACAAGAUUCUGUGAUGGAGCUCGGUUUGGACUAGGAACAGAGGUUGGGAUAAGCACAAGCAAAAUCCAUGCACGCGGCCCUGUUGGAGUUGAAGGACUCUUAACGACAAGAUGGAUUGUAAGAGGCAAUGGGCAAGUGGUAGAUGGAGAUAAAGGGGUUGUUUAUACCCACAAAAACCUAAGCCUUAACUUUGAGUGAUAGUUAAACGAGAAGGCAGAUGCUUAUCACAGACAGAUGGUUAUUUGGAAGAUUGGUACCUUAAUUCUUUAGUGUCUUAUUCUUAG
Impatiens glandulifera is the source of this 2293-nucleotide messenger RNA. Its product is annotated as delta-1-pyrroline-5-carboxylate synthase-like. The transcript is spliced from 19 exons. The record is from RefSeq and is a predicted model, not a curated record. NCBI's taxonomy places the organism in Eukaryota, Viridiplantae, Streptophyta, Magnoliopsida, Ericales, Balsaminaceae. Bases 57 to 2207 code for a protein of 716 amino acids. Gene Ontology annotation, molecular function: glutamate-5-semialdehyde dehydrogenase (NADP+) activity; ATP binding; kinase activity. Gene Ontology annotation, cellular component: cytoplasm.